UCCGCUUCAAUCUCCUCCCCUAAUUAUUUCUCCCCUUGCUGCCAUUAAUAAUAGAAAAUCGAAAAAAGAGAGGGAAAAAUUAGAGAAAAACGAGGAAAUUGUGUAUAAAUUACGCGGUUGAGCUUCGAUCCUGGAGGUCGCCUUUGCCUUUGGAGGGAGGCGAGGGAGGUUAUGCUUGAAGAGGCACCGCCCUUGUUUGUUAUCACCUGUUUCGUAUUCUUUUUCAAGAUAUGGAACAUGAGCGCGUGCUCUCAAGUUGCUACAAGUGCCGAGGUUUAUCCUUCCAGGAAGUUCUUGAUUGGAGGUUCAUCAUUCCUAGGGAUUUUCUUCUCAUCUCCUUUGUCAAUUGUACCUAGUGCGUUGUUGGUGUUCCAUGACCUCCAAGGGCAGCGUGAUGCAACUUUCUUUUGAAGUCGUUGGAAAUAUAGUGCACUUCGACAAUGCAUUACCAUCACAGCCUCUACUUAGAGUGAAUUUGAGGUCUAUAAAGCGCAAUAUUGACGCUAUAAUUUGUGGGGGUUAAAUUUGUAACCAUUCAUUUGGUUACUGUCCGUUAGCUGCAGAAACGUCUUCGUAAAAUCUGAACAUACUCCUCAAUCUUGCUAUUUUCACAUUGAUGGAAUGUGUUUCCUUGCUUCUCAAACAAGGUUUAUGAAGAAGACAGAGCACACUAAAUUGUAUUCGCUCCUGCUGAGUAGUCCUAGCGAAGACUAGCAAGAACGAGCUUUUGCUUCUAGACUAUUUAUUGUGAAACUGCAUUAUAGUUCUUUGAGCAGUAUUUCACGUGUAAUUGGAAAUUGACUUUGGAAAGUUCAGCAUAUGUUCCAAGUCUAAAUACCUGCAGGAAAUCUCUUGAUUAGUUUCUUUAAUUCCUCUGGAGAAUUUGUUUUCAAGUGAACACCUCCUGUGAGUUGCCGUAUAUACUUCGUGCGUAUUCGUCAAUUUCCUCUAAUAAAGACCUUGAAGGGUUCUCUCUUUGCCUGAAAAUAUGGAUCGGUAUAAAAUGAUAAAGGAAAUUGGUGACGGCACCUUUGGAAGUGUCUGGCGUGCUAUAAACAAACAGAGUGGCGAAAUUGUUGCAAUUAAGAAAAUGAAAAGAAAAUAUUAUUCAUGGGAAGAAUGUAUGAAUCUUCGGGAAGUGAAGUCCUUGCGAAGGAUGAAUCAUCCCAACAUUGUGAAACUGAAGGAGGUUAUAAGGGAAAAUGAUAUAUUGUACUUCAUAUUUGAGUACAUGGAAUGCAACCUUUACCAGCUUAUAAAAGAUAGGAGCAAGCCUUUUGGAGAGGCUGAGGUUCGAAAUUGGUGUUAUCAAAUAUUUCAAGCUCUUGCUUAUAUGCACCAACGUGGCUACUUCCACCGGGACCUUAAGCCUGAAAACCUUUUGGUAACAAAAGACAUCAUAAAGGUUGCAGAUUUUGGCCUUGCUCGGGAAGUUUGUUCAAAGCCACCAUAUACGGAAUAUGUCUCCACUCGCUGGUAUCGUGCCCCAGAAGUUUUGCUCCAAUCAUCUUCAUACGGUGCUGCGGUUGAUAUGUGGGCGAUGGGUGCUAUAAUGGCUGAGCUUUUUACUCUUCGGCCUCUUUUUCCUGGAUCAAGUGAAGUUGAUGAGAUAUUCAAAAUCUGCAGUGUCAUUGGUAGUCCAAACCAGAAUUCUUGGUCAGAAGGACUUAAGUUGGCAGAGGUCAUGAAUUACCAAUUUCCUCAGUUUUCAAAUGUACAUUUGACGACACUAAUACCAUCAGUUAGCGAGGAAGCAAUUAAUCUUAUCUCGUUACUCUGCUCCUGGGAUCCCAUCAAAAGGCCCACUGCAGCAGAUGUCCUUCAGCAUUCUUUCUUCCAGCCCUGCUUGUACAUCCCACCAUCUCUUCGUGUGAAAGCAAUGGGACCCCCAAAAACACCUCCGUCUGUUGGGAAUAGAAGUUCCAUGGAGCAGAAGAGUGCUGCUAGAAGAUACUCUACUGGUGCUCUAUCAAAUACAAAACCAGCAAGCAACCUGCUCACAUCAAAGCUAAAUGCUUCUGCUAAGACAGCUACACAGCGGAAGCUGGAGAUGGAUCAUCAGGAAUCUGAGAAAAGUGCAAGACCGGUGAGGAACAGUUUGAGACAACCUCGACAACUGUCUCAAUAUCAACCACUGGCCAGGCAGAAACCAGCAGCAACUCUGAGCAGUACUACACGAAAGGUUUCUUCAGACGGGGUUGAGAAGGCAGCAGCAACACGAAAGGCGGAAAGCUCGAACAAGAUCACUGAGGUCACUGCUAAAUUAACAAGGAUGAGUCUGAGUUCUGGUCUUCAACAGAAGAGGCAGCAACAACAGCAGCAGCAGCUUAGGUUGCUGAUUGUUAAUAGCAAAAUUUCCUGA
Messenger RNA from Asparagus officinalis (garden asparagus), 2362 nucleotides. RefSeq names its product cyclin-dependent kinase F-4-like. Gene Ontology annotation, biological process: protein phosphorylation; intracellular signal transduction. Bases 989 to 2362 code for a protein of 457 amino acids. Lineage: Eukaryota; Viridiplantae; Streptophyta; Magnoliopsida; Asparagales; Asparagaceae. Gene Ontology annotation, molecular function: protein serine/threonine kinase activity; ATP binding. The record is from RefSeq and is a predicted model, not a curated record. Gene Ontology annotation, cellular component: nucleus; cytoplasm. The transcript has 20 exons.